AUGUAUAUUUAUAUUGCUAGAUCAACUGAAAAAACUCAAUGGUUUUCUACCCAAACUAUGCCACUAUCUAUGUGUAUCAUAUGGUUCUUUGGAAUAGUUUCUGGCUUUUCUAAAGAUACUAAAAUUGGAAAAGUUCAAUUCGAAAGUUAUAUUCAGUACAAGGAAAUAGCUACUAAGCAGACCAAAACUAUAAUAAAUGAUCAAUAUCAGUUUUAUGAAAACAGAGAGUUAGAUUUUGAUAGAGAGAAUCAACCUGAAAUAAUUGAACUAUUAAGUGAUGAAGAUCAGAUGCUAGAAAUAAUCGAGAUUUCGAGUUACAAAGAAGGCCAAACACUUGAAAACAUUGAACUAUUGAAUAAAGAAGAUCAGAUACCAAAAAUAAUCGAGAUUUCAAGUGACGAAGAAGGCCAAACACUUGAAAUCAUUGAAUUAUCAAGCAACAAAGUGUUUUUUGAAAAAGAACAAAUAACUGUUUCUAGAGAUCAAACUUCUGAAACAGCUGAAAUAAAAUUAAAUCUAUAA
This is a messenger RNA of Dentiscutata heterogama, 522 nucleotides long. The record is from the annotation of a GenBank genome assembly. NCBI's taxonomy places the organism in Eukaryota, Fungi, Glomeromycota, Glomeromycetes, Diversisporales, Gigasporaceae.